Acanthosepion pharaonis is the source of this 480-nucleotide messenger RNA. The record is from the annotation of a GenBank genome assembly. NCBI's taxonomy places the organism in Eukaryota, Metazoa, Mollusca, Cephalopoda, Sepiida, Sepiidae.
AUGAAAAACCUGAUCUUUUCGUCUGUUAGCUCGACUUUUUGUGAUUGUGUUUCUCUUUGGGUGGGAGAGAUCUUUCUAGUUUUAGUUGGACAUUUACUUUUUUUUGCCUGUUUUUUUUUUUUUUUUUUUCUCUCCUCGACUCUUACACGAGUUGCCCGACCUCUUCCUUACCGUGAAAUUUACUUUCGACGAUAUUUAAUUCUUGUCUUGAAAUUGCCAUCCUGCAUCAUACACCUCUCUCUCUCUCUCUCCCUCACGCCUUCUCAUUCUCUCUCUGAUCCCCUCUCUCUUUCUCUGUCUCUUUCCAUCUCUUUCUCUCUCUCUCCCACUCCUUUUCACUCUCUUUCUCUAUAUCUUGCUUUCCUUUCUAUCUAUCUAUCUAUCUAUCUAUCUAUCUAUCUAUCUAUCUAUCUAUCUAUCUAUCGCAGCCUGAUCACAUCUAUCUAUCUAUCUAUCUAUCUAUCUAUCUAUCUAUCUUAG